UCUUAGAAUUUAAAUAAACCUAUUGGUUAAACUGAAACCACAAAAUUAGCAUUUUAUUAAUCAGUAGGUUUAAAUAGCUUGAAAGCAAAAGUCUGCCAUCACCUUGAUCAUCAACCCAGCUUGCUGCUUCUUCCCAGUCUUGGGUUCAAGAUCUUGACAACCAUGAAACUUCUCAUCCUUACCUGUCUUGUGGCUGUUGCUCUUGCCAGGCCUAAACAGCCUAUCAAGCACCAAGGACUCCCUCAAGGAGUCCUCAAUGAAAAUUUACUCAGGUUUUUUGUGGCGCCUUUUCCAGAAGUGUUUGGAAAGGAGAAGGUCAAUGAACUGAGCACGGAUAUUGGGAGUGAAUCAACUGAGGAUCAAGCCAUGGAAGAUAUUAAGCAAAUGGAAGCUGAAAGCAUUUCGUCAAGUGAGGAAAUUGUUCCCAUUAGUGUUGAGCAGAAGCACAUUCAAAAGGAAGAUGUGCCCUCUGAGCGUUACCUGGGUUAUCUGGAACAGCUUCUUAGACUGAAAAAAUACAACGUACCCCAGCUGGAAAUUGUUCCCAAUUUGGCUGAGGAACAACUUCACAGUAUGAAAGAGGGAAUCCAUGCCCAACAGAAAGAACCUAUGAUAGGAGUGAAUCAGGAACUGGCCUACUUCUACCCUCAGCUUUUCAGACAAUUCUACCAGCUGGAUGCCUAUCCAUCUGGUGCCUGGUAUUACGUUCCACUAGGCACGCAAUACCCUGAUGCCCCAUUAUUCUCUGACAUCCCUAAUCCCAUCGGCUCUGAGAACAGUGGAAAGACUACUAUGCCACUGUGGUGGAACAUGUGGAGCAGUGCUAUCUAUUCGAUAAGUGAUAAUCAUUCUGAUGAAAAUAGGAGGAAAAUUUUCUCUCCAAAGUAAAAAUUCAACUUUAUCCUCCUUGCACUUUUACUAAUCUUUAAAUGCUUUUCUUUUGAUUAUACCCAUGAUAUACAUUAGAAUGCAGUGUGGGGGAUAAACUGCAGAUUUUGGCAUUCCUAAAGUCCUAACUUGAAAUCCCGAUCUUUUUUUUUUUUUUGCUUACUUGAAAUAAUAUAAUGAUGCUUGUUUUUAUAACCUUGAAGGUGAUUAAAUAUAAUAAUCUAUUAAGCAUACUGCUGGGAAAAUUAGUGCUCAUUUUUUGAUUUAGCAAAAUUUUAUUACUGACUACCUUACUCACAUUUUACCAAUUUUUGUUCCUUCAGAAGAGUCAAGUGAAUUCUGAGGGACUCCACAA
Messenger RNA from Bubalus bubalis (water buffalo), 1243 nucleotides. RefSeq names its product casein alpha s1 (gene CSN1S1). Gene Ontology annotation, cellular component: extracellular region. Gene Ontology annotation, biological process: response to 11-deoxycorticosterone; response to progesterone; response to estradiol. The record is from RefSeq and is a predicted model, not a curated record. NCBI's taxonomy places the organism in Eukaryota, Metazoa, Chordata, Mammalia, Artiodactyla, Bovidae. The coding region runs from base 163 to 888 and encodes 241 amino acids. The transcript is spliced from 18 exons.